This is a messenger RNA of Rhinocladiella mackenziei CBS 650.93, 1578 nucleotides long. RefSeq lists its product as uncharacterized. The transcript has a single exon. The record is from RefSeq and is a predicted model, not a curated record. Bases 1 to 1578 code for a protein of 525 amino acids. NCBI's taxonomy places the organism in Eukaryota, Fungi, Ascomycota, Eurotiomycetes, Chaetothyriales, Herpotrichiellaceae.
AUGGCAAUGGACCAGCUCCCCGUGCGCUAUGUGCUAAAUGAGCGUGAACACGAACUGCUACGAAGAUAUCUAUCCAAAGCAUCAUCAAAACAGGAUGUCGUGGGCAAGAACGAAUUCCCAGACAACCGCCCACCACCAACCAACCAAUGCGGCGAUCACAAUGCCGCGGCAUUUCGCUCUGCGUCCCGAGUGUUUGUGCUCACCUUUGGCUCGCUCAAAACCAUGGACUUGAUUCUGUCUCGUCUGGCAUCACGCAGAUCUCCAUCCGCCACUCCGAGAAACCAACUGGUGGCGUCAAAGGCGAGAAUGGCCUUCUCUCUGUCAUCGCUUUUGUUCUUGCAUUCAGUCCUCUUUCGACUCUUUGCCAGGAUAAGACAGCAGCUGCUCCAUGAAAAGGUGCGGAGCAUCAAGCAGCGGUAUCCGAAGAUUUAUGCGGCGCUUACAUCUCGAAUUGCCCCGGCCAUUGGAGCCAGUGUAUCGGGCUUUGCUUUGGGAAUCUGUCCGUCGGAUCAAUUAAGAGUGACCAUUGCCAUUUAUGUGGCUUGCCGGGCUUUGGAAAUUGGCUAUGCCGCCAUUAAGCAUACCGCGUUGACAAAACAGAAGCCUGCGUGGCUCGGCAGUUGGGUAUUAUUCGCCCUCUCGCAGGGUCAACUGCUUCAUGCGUUCGUGUUCGACCGUGAUUGCUUUCCGGAAGCGUAUGGAUCAUUUAUUUUGGGCUAUACGCCAGAAUAUAUUCAACGCAGGCCAGCGGACCUUUCACCGAAGGUAUCGUGGCCUCAUGCAUACGACAUUGUCGAUGCCCUGGCGCAAAUGGCGAGAUUGAGAUGGCCACCGUUUGUCUCACCAAUUCUGCGGCCAAACGAUCCGAAGACCCUACCACGAGGCAUCAAUCCAGUUGUUUCACAAAUCACUUCUCGAGCGCAUCCGGCAACUCAGCAUUUAUCGUGCGCGUUGAUCCAUCCUUCCGACCCGUCAUGCUUCAUGGCGUACUUGCGACACAACCUCAUCUCUUUCCCACAACUGGCAAAGUUCUACACCAUGUACUAUGGGGCUUUUUCGCUGUUGCGAAUGAAGAAAUGGGUGGAUUCACCACUGGCCUCGCUCAAUCGGUUGUCGGAAUCCAUUUUGAGAUCGACCAUGGCCAUUUCAGGAUCGAUUGGGGCAGCUUGGGGAAGUAUUUGUUUCUUCCAAGCUAUUUUCCCUCGAUACUUCCUUCCAAAGUUCCGAUUCGUCUUGGGCGGACUUCUUGGAGGCUUGUUUCAAUUGUUCGAUCGCACACCAGCGGGACAUAUGAAUUCGCUGUACGCGGCCAGGACAAGUGUGGAUUCGUUGUGGAAGGUUGGAGUCAAACACGGAUGGUGGAGACCCAUUCGAGGAGGAGAUGUAUGGCUGUUUGUGGCGGGGCUGGCGUUGGUGAACGUCGUGUAUGAUCUCGGAAAGGGAACGGCAGCUGGUCAAGACCGGGCUAUGAGUCUAAUCAAGAUGCUGAGGGGAGAGGUUGAGUUGGGGCUGCAGAAGAAAAAGGAGAAGGCUACGAUGACUGAAGCGGUGGAGGGUGGUGAGAAGAAGGAGAAAUAG